AUGGCACGUCCAAGGUCUACCUGGGAGUUGCAGGCUGUGAUUCCUGUCCUGUACACACACCAGAAGGUGGCUCGCCGUCCUAUCCGCCGGGAGGGUCUUUUGCGGCUCAAUGCGGGCCGUGCCGUGCUCUGUGACGCAAGUGGCCGCAAGCUGGAUGAGGAGACUGUGACCACGGCUUUGAUAGAGCAGUUGAAGAGUGGAGAAGAAAUUGACUUCCCAGGACAUUUGUUGGAGCCAGAUCCAUCAGAUGCAGCACAGCGCCAGCUCAUGCAUCAGCGAGAACCACCCACAAUGCGGGAUCGUAUGCAGACUUUAGGUAGACGAGGUGGAAGACCAACUGGAGAGCUGCCUAAACAGUUCAAACGGCCUCGACUAGCAGAGGAGUUUGCACGCGGAUUGUGGCUCAUUUGCAGGUUGUAG
This is a messenger RNA of Durusdinium trenchii, 420 nucleotides long. NCBI's taxonomy places the organism in Eukaryota, Dinophyceae, Suessiales, Symbiodiniaceae. The record is from the annotation of a GenBank genome assembly.